Messenger RNA from Clupea harengus (Atlantic herring), 2124 nucleotides. RefSeq names its product disintegrin and metalloproteinase domain-containing protein 9-like (gene adam9b). The coding region runs from base 1 to 2124 and encodes 707 amino acids. Gene Ontology annotation, cellular component: plasma membrane. Gene Ontology annotation, biological process: proteolysis. Lineage: Eukaryota; Metazoa; Chordata; Actinopteri; Clupeiformes; Clupeidae. Gene Ontology annotation, molecular function: metalloendopeptidase activity. The transcript has 19 exons. The record is from RefSeq and is a predicted model, not a curated record.
AUGAUGGAGUCAGACUUACACAUUGUGUAUGAGGACACAGGGGCAUUAAAACCUGAGAUAUCUGCGUCAGUUGGCAAUCUUCUGGGCUUGCUGGAAGCACAAUCUUCAACAUUCAGGGAAUCUAUCCUUGUCAUUCCUAAACUCAUCCGCGAACGAGCCAAGAGACAUGAACACAGCGAAAAACUCUACCUCGAGGAAACACACUCUGAGCGCUUGACGUACUCCAUAAGGAUUGGCGAAAGGGACCGUACUCUUCACCUGGAGAAAAACAGGGACUUUCUGUCAGCUGAUUUUGUGGAGUAUUCCCACGGUUUGCGAGGGAAACUGGUUGAAAGGACGCCAGCGAACCAUGUGCACUGUCAUUACUAUGGUUACGUGGAGGAUGAUGAGGACUCACUGGUUGCCCUCAGUACCUGUGCAGGGCUCAGCGGUGUGAUUCAUGUGGAUGAAAAGAGUUACGGACUGAAGCCGGUUCCUCAGUCCAGAUCCAGUGAACACCUCCUCUACACUCUGGACCAGUCUGGGUCGGAACCAUUUGUGUGUGGCCUCUCCAACACCACGGCCCACACAGACCCCCACCCCCCUCACCCCCUCUCCCUGGCCGUGCUCCUGAGGCGCAAGCGGAACCUCCCUCAGACGCGCUACGUGGAGCUGAUGCUGGUGGUGGACAAGCUGAGGUACGACUUCAAGAAGCAGAACAUGACAGCAGUGAGAGAGGAGGCAGUACAGCUGGCCAACCUCCUGGAUGGGUACUAUAAGCGUCUGAAUGUGCGUGUGGUUCUGGUGGGCCUGACGGUGUUUGAGGAGGAGAACCCCUUCAGUGUGGACGAGGGCUCGGCAGGGGACGUGUUGGGGCGCUUUGUCAACUGGAGACGCACAAAACUGCUCCCCAAGAGGAGACACGACGUGGGACAACUCAUAGUGGGGCGGUCCGGUGCGUACCCCAAUGGCGUGCUGGGAAUGGCCUUCGUUGGCACCGUGUGUUCUGUGCACAACUCUGGAGGAAUCAACGUGUUCAGCGGCGAUGAUGUGGCUGGGUUCUCUAUGGUGUUGGCCCACGAGAUGGGACACAAUCUGGGCAUGAGUCACGAUGCCGGGGACUGCCCCUGCCGCGGACAGCAGGGCUGCAUCAUGACAGAGUCCGCUGGGGGGGCGCCCUUGUUCAGUGACUGCAGUGGGGACGACUUCCAGCAGCUGAUCCUGAGGGGAGGGGGGGGCUGUCUACUGAACCAGCCCCCGCCCUCUGACGUGCUUACCGUGGCGGUGUGCGGCAACGCAGUCCUGGAGAAGGGAGAGGAGUGUGACUGUGGAACUCCAGAGGAGUGUAAGAGUCGGUGCUGUGACGCAGCCACCUGCCGUCUCACGUCUGGCUCGGUGUGUGCUGAGGGAGCCUGCUGUCAGGACUGCCAGUUUAGAGUGGCAGGAUCAGAGUGCAGAAGGUCAGAGAACCAGUGUGACCUGCCUGAGUUCUGUAGCGGUUCCUAUGCGUUCUGCCCUGGGGAUUACUACCUGAUGGACGGUCUGUCCUGUGCUAAUGGAGAAGCCUUCUGCUACGAGGGACGCUGCCAAACAUAUGACUACCAGUGCAAGCAACUGUUCGGCCCAAAUGCGACUAAAGCAGACGACCGAUGUUUCACUCAAAUGAACAGCAAAGGUUGCGUGUUUGGCCACAACGCUUCCAAGCCAAUCCCAUGUGCCUUAGAAAACGUGAUGUGUGGAAAGAUCCAGUGCACCAACUUUGUCUCCAACGACAAAGAACGUGCAACAUUUUCCAAACGGCGCCCCAGAGUGAUCAUUCAAUCAAGGAAUAUAGGGGACGGGGUCAUCUGUAAUAACGCAGAUUAUGAUUUGGGCUCCGACGUGCUUGACCCAGCUUACGUCAACCAGGGCAGUGUGUGUGCUCCUGGAAAGGCCUGUCUGACCUUGAAGUGUGUGAAUGACUCGGCCCUGAUUCAGGAUACUAGCUGCAAUGCUGGGGAGACAUGCCAUGGCAACGGGGCAAACACGGCACAGCACACGAAAAGUGACCAGAGUGACACAGCAACCACACAGCAACCAAUGAUCACACGUGAAUAUGCACUGACGGGACUCCACCACCAGGUGACUAGCCCCCCUCCAGGAUAG